Emiliania huxleyi CCMP1516 is the source of this 576-nucleotide messenger RNA. RefSeq lists its product as hypothetical. The record is from RefSeq and is a predicted model, not a curated record. Lineage: Eukaryota; Haptophyta; Isochrysidales; Noelaerhabdaceae. Bases 1 to 324 code for a protein of 107 amino acids. The transcript has 4 exons.
AUGAGCGUCCUCGCCGUCGGACAGGCGUCGGCGCUCGAGGCGGACCGGCCGUCGUGGGUGGCGGUAGUCCAGGCGCUUGGAACGCUCUCGAGCCAGCUGGGCGCGCUGCAGACGGCGGCGGAGCGGUCGGCCGCCAUCUCCUCCUUCUACGCCGACCUCAACCCCAAGCUCUCGGAGCUGGGCCCGCUGGGCAGCCUCGCGCAGCAGCGGCUGGCGAUGAUGAUGCGCGAGCUGUCGCUCGACGGUGGCGGCGGAGAGAUUGUGUUGCCGGCGCUUUCGGCGGUCAAGAGGCGCCGCGCGUUUCCGUCGGCGGAGGGCCCGUGAUGCUCGGGGCGCCCGCGGUCCACCUCGCCUCCCCCCUCGUCUACCCCGGGGGCGACCGCUGGCCGAUCGCACCGGCGCCUGCCGCGCACGCGCGGAGCGGAGCGGCGAGGCAGUCAGUGUCGCCUCUGACGGCGGCGAUGCUGCCCUCGCCGCACGCCGAGACCUCGCGGCCGAGCCGCGCUUCGGGGAGUGACCAGCGGCCCAAGCUGCACGCGUGCAAGAACUGCCAAAAGGCAAAGACGGCCGCACAGA